UUCAGUAUUCUUCUCAGUUGUAACAUAAACUGCGACCGAUAAUGUUGUUUGUUUUUUUGAUAUUUUUUUCUUUUUGUUUACAUAAUAAUGUAAACGUAAAAUAAUCGCUUUUUCUACUGUUGACUUCAUUGAAAUUUACUUCAAUUUAGUCACUGUCUACCUCUCUACCUUGGACGACAUUAUUAGGACUAAAUGGACUGAUACGUGAAACUGUCGGAUGUCGAUGUAAUUUUGACAUCUAUUACCGUCGUGGGUAAAUAGUAAAAACUCUUAUUGUUUGGUAACGGAUGUAUCUACAGAACAACACGGUCAUUAUAGCCCAUACUCUAUAGAGUGUACUAGAGUAAAGAAACACUCUCAAAACCAUCUCGUCAACACAACAAUGGUCACAAUGUAAAACGUACUCAAUACUCAUACUUCGUUUCAUCGUUUCAAUAGUUUGAUUAAAAUGGCGGAAUAUGCAGAGUACCAGCAAAAAACCAUGGAUAAUGUUUUAAAUUUUAACUACGGUGUCGAAUUAUUCCCUGGUUCMAGUCAUAACCCAAUCAUUAAAAAAAAUACUCGAGAAGAAGCUUUGAUUAAAUUAAAAAAAUUGCUCAGGAAUAAUGGAUUUGCUUUUCUAGCCGAAAAUAAUAAAGAAGCAUUUAUACUGAUGUUCUUGUAUGCACGGAAAAUGAAUGAGAGUAAUGCAUUGGUUUUGAUUCAAAAUUAUUAUCAAUUUAGAAAGGAACAUGACCUAUGGUUUCGUCAAUUGGAACCUUUUGAUCCAAAAAUUCAAAUGGCUAUUCAAGAUGGUUUUCCUUCUGUAAUUUCAAAUUUGGAUAGACGAAGUCGUCGUGUUCUUUUUAUGGUUUGCUCCCAAUGGAACACUGAACGUUAUUGUUUACUGACUAUAUACAGAGCAUUAUUAGUAUCUCUGGAACAUUUGAUCCAAGAUGUAAAUACUCAGUAUAAUGGUUUUGUAUUUAUUAUUGAUUGGACCAAUUUUACUGCUCGUCAGACAAUGAACAUCAGUCCAAAGUUGUUACAUGUAAUGCUACAAGGAUUACAAGACUGUUUUCCUGCAAAAAUAAAAGCUGUACAUUUUAUCAACCAACCAUGGUAUAUUGAUGGCCUAAUGUCUGUCAUUAAACCAUUUUUAAAACAAAAAACAAAAAAUAAAAUUAUAUUGCAUGGUUUGAAUUUGAAUACCCUACAUAAAUACUUUCCAAGGGAUAUUCUACCUUCAGAAUUAGGCGGCGAACAACCUCCAUAUGAUUCAAGGAUUUGGUUAAAAAGUCUUUUAGGGUCUUCUUUGGGAGUUGAUUUAUAAUUUUAUUACUAUCAUUGAAAUUGAAUGCGCAUUAAUUUUCUUAGCGAGGACAGGUCUAAAUAUUUAUAAUUAUAAUAUAUAUUAUUUUAUUUAUAUAAUUCAUACAGAACAUUUUUAUUCUGUACCCAUUAAUUGUUUAAGUUUUUUUGUUACCGCUGCAUGUGCAAUUUUAGAUUACAUAUUCAGUGAUUUAUUAAUAUCCAACAUAGGUGGAGGUCUCAUUGAAUUUCAACUAUGGAAAUAUUUAUUAGACAAAUUAAUUAUUGGGUGAUAAACUGAUUUUAAUGCAUCACAAUAUUUAUUAUUGAGUUUAAUUUAAUGUUUUUUUUUUUUUUGUAUAGUUUUUAAUUUUUUAUUAUAAUUACAUACAGCUGAAACUGUGAUACAUUUUACAUCCAAAAUGACUUAUUCCAAUAUAAGUUAAUAAUGUAAUUAAAUUACAUAAAUAUGUGAUGUACUGAUGUCAGUAUUAAUACAUUAGAUGAAUGGUCCAACGGUGCUCUAAAUUAGUUAUUGUUAAUGUUUUCAAUAGACAUUUUAUUUUCAUUUGUUUUACAAUAUAUAUAUGUAUAUGUAUAUUUUUCCAUUGUAUUCGUAU
Molecule: messenger RNA, 1910 nt
Organism: Diuraphis noxia (Russian wheat aphid)
Lineage: Eukaryota; Metazoa; Arthropoda; Insecta; Hemiptera; Aphididae
Product: clavesin-2-like
Cellular component (GO): membrane
Molecular function (GO): phosphatidylinositol bisphosphate binding
Source: RefSeq, a predicted model, not a curated record